Messenger RNA from Gadus morhua (Atlantic cod), 1463 nucleotides. RefSeq names its product melanin concentrating hormone receptor 2 (gene mchr2a). Gene Ontology annotation, biological process: neuropeptide signaling pathway. Gene Ontology annotation, cellular component: neuron projection; plasma membrane. The transcript is spliced from 5 exons. Bases 114 to 1157 code for a protein of 347 amino acids. Gene Ontology annotation, molecular function: G protein-coupled receptor activity; neuropeptide binding. The record is from RefSeq and is a predicted model, not a curated record. NCBI's taxonomy places the organism in Eukaryota, Metazoa, Chordata, Actinopteri, Gadiformes, Gadidae.
AUAUGUUAACAGUCACGGUAGAAACUCGAUUUGAAGAUGGAUAUUGUCAUACACAAUAUUUUACAAAUAGUUGUGUUAUGAUUGAUGUGUUUAAACACUAACUUCGUGCCACAAUGAACGAUACGAUAAGCACCUUUUCGAACCGCUCUUCUCAGCACCACAAUCAGUCUUGGAGCCAAAACAUUUCGAAAUCGUUCAAUUUCGUCUAUUUUACGGAGACCACCAUCCUACCCUCUUUGAUCGGAUUCCUGUGUACUACUGGGCUUAUUGGCAACGUGCUCGUCUUAGUGACCAUUCUUAGGGCAGUGAAGAAGACGGUGCCGGACGUGUACAUCUGUAACCUGGCGGUGGCCGACGUGGUCCAUGUGACCGUCAUGCCCUUCCUCAUCCACCAGUGGGCGCGCGGUGGCCAUUGGGUCUUUGGCAGUACGCUGUGCCGCGUCAUCACCUCCCUGGACAACUGCAACCAGGUGGCGUGUGCAGCGGUGAUGACCGCUGUCAGUGUGGACAGGUACUGUGCCGUUGUCCAUCCGUUUCGCCUGCUGGCUUUGAGGACCAAAUCCAGGACCAUGGGUCUCAACCUGCUGGUGUGGGGGGUCUCCGUGCUGCUGGUGGUGCCGGUCUGGCUCCACUCCAAGGUCAUCCGCUUCCCUGAUGGCCUGGAGAGCUGCAGCAUUAACCUGGUCUCCCCCAGCGCGGUCCUCUGGUACACUUUAUAUCAGACCAUUACGUCGUUCUUUCUGCCUCUGCCCCUCAUUCUGACCUGCUACAUCCUCAUCGUGGUUCACACCUGGAGAAUGUACAUGAAGAACAAGCAGGCCCAGCGCUACAGCAGCAACUUGCCCCGCGCCCGGGCCAUCCGCCUGACCAAGAUGGUGCUGGUUCUGGUGGGGGUGUUCCUGCUGAGCGUGGGGCCCUACCACAUCCUGCAGCUGGUCAACCUGACGGUGCGGAGGCCCUCGCUGGCCUACCACACCUGCUACUACCUGUCCGUGUGUCUGAGCUACGCCGCCAGCAGCAUCAACCCCUUCAUCUACAUCCUGCUUAGCGGACACUUCAGGCGUCGGCUGACCGGGCCCCGCAUCCCCGGCGGACGAAGCGCCGUCGAGAAAGAGCGCACGCCGCAUGCCCACACACCGCACUCAAGCUACGCGUGAAAGCCAGCCCCCCCUCCCCCUUUUGUUUGAGCUAGACCCCGCAUGUUAUUGUUUUGUUGCGUUCCCGACUUUUUAAUUGACUUUCUUUUUAAUUGAAGGGGCGGGGCAAUAUUGCUCAUCAGUCAUUCGCUCUCUUGCACAAGCAAGUCCCGUUUGCAGCAGAUCAGUAACAGGGUGCAUGCAAUAGCACACGUUUUACCGUUAGAGCGCCAUUUGAGUCGAUAUUUAUAUUGUAUACUAUGUUUUUAAACCUUUGUGCAUUUCAGUCAAGUUUGGAUCAGGAUCCCUCUAUAGCAGUACUAUGCA